UGCCCUUUCGUUUGAACUCCGGGACCUCUUUUCAUGGCAAUUUGGGGUUUUUUCAACCAAAUUAGGGCAUUGGGACUCUCUUGAUUGAUGCCAAGAAGGAGCGGAGAAGAUGUAAUUUAACUGAGGUUUUCGGCUUUUCUUCCCUUUUACAUCUUUAUAGUAACUGUCGACUGCUAGGGUUUUUCGUUUCGUGGGAUUUUUUUGUUCGCAUGAAGGGUGCGUUGGAUCGGACGAAGGUCGUGCUGCGGCACUUGCCUCCUACCAUUUCUCAGGCUGCGCUUUUGGACCAAAUUGAUGGCUCCUUCGCUGGCCGCUACAAUUGGGUUUCCUUUCGUUCUGGCAAAAGCGGGUUUAGCCAGAAGCAUCUAUCUUAUUCCAGAGCCUACAUUGACUUCAAGAAGCCAGAGGAUGUUAUAGAGUUCGCUGAGUUCUUUGAUGGGCAUGUCUUUGUGAAUGAGAAAGGAACUCAGUUCAAAGUCAUUGUUGAGUAUGCUCCUUCACAACGUGUUCCAAAACAGGUGUCAAAAAGGGAUGUCCGUGAAGGAACCAUAGACAAAGAUUCUGAGUAUCUGGAGUUUCUUGAAGUUCUUGCCAAGCCCGUUGAGAAUCUUCCUAGUGCUGAGAUACAGUUGGAGAGAAGGGAGGCAGAACGAUCUGGAGGUGCUGCAAAAGACAUUACUAUAGUUACACCAUUGAUGGACUUUGUGCGUCAGAAAAGAGCUGCCAAGGGAUCCCGGAGAUCAGCAUCUAAUGGAAAACUGAGCAGAAGAGUCAGUGCAUCAUCAAGUGGAAGUCCUAGUUCUGGUUCAGUAAGACGAGGUUCUGGGAAGAAACGGGUUUCUACCACAAUGUAUGUUAUAAGAGACCCUGCUAAAGGUGCUCCUGUGAAAGACAAAUCAACUUACAUUCUUGUUCCAAAGCAAAGUGAUCAGCAUCUUUCUGAUAGAAUUACAGUGACAGCCUCUGCUGAUGGAAAUCAAGCAUUGGAAGAUGAGCGUGGAGUUGCUGGGCUUAAUGAUUCUGGGAAGAAGAAAAUCCUGCUUCUUAAAGGGAAAAAACGGGAUACAAUUACUGUAUCUGAUUCUGAUAACGUGUUACAGACGCACAGUUUAGCUUCGGUUAAGACAGCUCUUGGCUCACCCACUCCAAAGCAGAAUCAGCGGCAGGAAGGUAGUGGAAGGAUAAUUAGACGCAUACUCUCAAACAAGGAAUUACGUCAAAGCCAGUCAUCCAGGCCCCACUCUGAGCAACAAAUUCCAACAUCCAUUCUGGAGAAGGAAAAACGGGCACCUCGUCCCUCACAUGUGCAAUUGAUUACAAAGGGUACAAAUGGGGCUGCAGAUGAUAGGAUUAGUGUGAAUGAUAUGCAUGUUUCUAGUGAGAGGCAGGGAAGCCAUGUUAGACACAAGGAUAGACCUGAUCGUGGCAUAGGGCCAUCUUUUUCUAAUGGAAAUGAUGGCUUCUUGUCGUCGUCUGCAACUUCACAAGUAGACUCUGCUAAAGGAAGCCACACAGAGUCGAAACAGGGGAAUGUGCGUUCCAGUCAGUUAUCGGAAAAUGGGUUCAGUAAGCAUCUUGGUCGCCGCGGAUCAACCCACGGGAUGAAGGAUGCUGAUGGCUGUUCUAAUUCAAGUGAAGGGAAGCAUCCAAGAAGAAGCAGUGCGUCUGCUUAUGGUUCACAUGAGAAACAAGUGUGGGUGCAGAAAGCAAGUUCUGGCACAUAAAAUAUCUAGAUUGUGAAAAGCAUGCUGACAUACAAUUUUGGAGCAUCUUUAGCUGGUGGCUGGAUUCUGUCGCUUUUUUGGUUGACAGAUAAUUUUAAGUAAAUGAGUUUGUGGUCAAAAAAAGGUUCUUUUUCGAUACAACAGAGGAAAGUACAGUUGAUCCAAAUUGAUGCAUUUGAGUUACCUACAGCCUUCCAACAUAACUUUAUUGAAGAUGGCCCAGAGCAAUGGAAGAAUUGAAAUGAGGGUGGUAUCACAAAUUAUGAAAUGUCCCUUGUACCAUACGGGUCACUGCCUGCAUGGUGACCCGUGGAUAUACUCGCCUAGCCUUGAAGUUUGACUGAGUACAGGUAUAGUCAGGAUUUGUAGAUGGGUCAUCUUCUGUAGUUGAAUUGUAAAUAUAAGCACAGGGCGUUGUGUAUUUGCCUGUUCUUUUAGUACUUAUAUAUACAAUCGGUUAUUAUCAUCGUCUGCCAAAUACAAAGUGAGUGCCUGCUUGUAAACCCCGGACAGUUUUGGAAGAUAUCUGCUCGGUACUGAGAUGAAGCACAAAGGGCCAUUUUGUAGGCUCUCCUCUAGCCUAAGGAUUUGACGAUGGAGUUUCUUGUAGUGGCCAGACAUGGGAAUUACUAUUAGGUGGUUGGUGUGGUAAUAAGGAUUGAUGCAGUCUUGCAGAAGUUAUUACUGUGUGGAUGCUACCAGAUUUUGGCUCCAAAAGAAUAUACCCUUUGUACACAGAUUGUGGUGUUGGAUUUCUCAGCAGAACAUAGCUGUGUUACAAUUGCUGGUUCAUUAUAUGUUCAAUUAAUUUGUUUGAAAAUGUGCAUCCUUGCAACCUUUUGGUGCCAA
Molecule: messenger RNA, 2573 nt
Organism: Neltuma alba
Lineage: Eukaryota; Viridiplantae; Streptophyta; Magnoliopsida; Fabales; Fabaceae
Product: regulator of nonsense transcripts UPF3
Exons: 13
Coding region: 210-1724 (504 amino acids)
Biological process (GO): nuclear-transcribed mRNA catabolic process, nonsense-mediated decay; positive regulation of translation
Cellular component (GO): nucleolus; cytoplasm
Molecular function (GO): mRNA binding
Source: RefSeq, a predicted model, not a curated record